Ilyonectria robusta is the source of this 1252-nucleotide messenger RNA. RefSeq lists its product as uncharacterized. The record is from RefSeq and is a predicted model, not a curated record. The coding region runs from base 1 to 1134 and encodes 377 amino acids. Lineage: Eukaryota; Fungi; Ascomycota; Sordariomycetes; Hypocreales; Nectriaceae. The transcript has 5 exons.
AUGGGCGCAAAGUACGGCUUCUUGAUCCCGGACUCGUACGUCCAGGAGAUUCCGGGCGCCGCCGACAUGAACACGUCCAGCAUUUUCUGGGGUUUCUCUCUCGGAGUUGCCUUGUUCUCCGCAGGCAAAGCAGCACGGCAGAGCCAACGAUCAUGGCAACGGUCGAAGCGUGUCUCCGCUUACAUUAUUAUGCUCUGGGGAGUGUGGAUCAGUAGCAUGAUCUUGGGGGUGCUCGCUUGGGGCUUCCAGAGGCAAUACAUCCAGCCAAGUUUCGCAUUCUAUUUCUGCGUCGCACUAUUCUGGGCUAUCCAAGUACAACUUCUUCUCCAGAUCAUACUCAAUCGUCUCGGCCUAUUGAUGGUUGUACCUGGCCGAGCAACUAGACUGAAAUGGAUGGUCUUCGCUCUCAUCCUAGCCGUCAACAUCAGCGUCUUCGUCAUCUGGAUGCCGGCGCGUCUCCAAAUCAACAAGACAUGGAUCCACCUCAACAUCAUCUGGGAUCGAUGCGAAAAGAUCAUUUUCGCUCUUGUCGACGGCGUGUUGAACGGCUACUUCAUCUACCUGGUCCGAUCGCGCCUCAUUAAUAACGGUCUUACCAAAUAUAUGCCCUUGUACCGCAUGAACCUAGGCCUGAUCUUUAUUUCUCUGUCUUUGGAUGUCGUCCUCGUUGGCCUCAUGUCACUGAAGAGUAGUUUGGUGUACCUUUCAUUCCAUCCAGUUUGUUACCUCCUGAAACUGCAGAUCGAAAUGACAAUGGCCGAGCUCAUCACCAAAAUCGUGCGAUCAUCAAACGCUAGGGGAAGCGAGGAUGCUUACUACAGACAUUCUUCGGGUGGCAAGUCCAGAAUUGACGGCAGCACCGGAAAGUCCAAGUUCUCGAAUACCCUAUCGAAUGGAUAUAAUGCCACUUUCCGGGGAGGCAACACCACCCACGUCGGUGUUGGUGAUGUCGACAGUGACGCCGAGCUCGAAGCUCGCGACAGCGCCAAUCCCGCAACCCUCGAGAACGGCAUCAUGAAGACUGUGCAGACGACAGUCGCCAGCAGACCUGUCGAGGAGAGAGAUGACGGAGAUGCUGAGAGCACAAAUAGCUCCACUAUGAAGCUAAACUAUCGCAGUAUUCAUCAGUAUUGAGCAAGUUACUGUUUUCGGUUCCUCACUCCCUCGGAGGUGGCAACAAUUGGCGUAAUGAGACGGCGGCGUUUACAUGUAAAAUUAUACAGUUAUUUUUGGCGAAUACCACACUUCCGGC